Molecule: messenger RNA, 387 nt
Organism: Brugia pahangi
Lineage: Eukaryota; Metazoa; Nematoda; Chromadorea; Rhabditida; Onchocercidae
Source: the annotation of a GenBank genome assembly
AUGGCAACAGGUAUGAUAAGAACUGCUACAGCAACUACACGUGAAGUUAUUCCCAUUGUAUCAGCCAAUAAAGCACAGAGCCGGUCGAAUGUGCUUGCUUUAUAUAAAGAAAUGCAACGCUAUGCUCCGAAACUCUACAAACAGUUCCAUUUUGAUGAUAUGCCGUUGUCCGUUUUUCGAGCAGCUUUAAAAAAGCAAUAUAUUAAUAACGCACAUUUGACCGAUUUUCGUGUUAUUGAUCGGAAGAUUGCUGAAUGCCGUCAAGUGAUGUUGGCCUGUCAGAAACAUUGGUAUAACUCUUACCAUCUGCGAAAUAAUUUGUUCCGUGAAAAUGUUGAAGCGAAACCUAAAGAUUUCUUGUCGACUUUUCUUAGGAGCAAAAAUUAA